AUGGCAGACAAAUCUUUGGGUGUUACUGUUCUACCACAGCAGAGCAGAGUAAGACAUGGAGUAAGUGUGGAUCCGAUUUUUGCAUUUUCCACCCAAGCAAAAAACGCACAGGUUGCCUCAUUUUUGAACAAUGAACUUGAGCUCGCUACUCACCAUUGCUUGGCCAAGGUUCUCAAGAAAGAAUCACAUCAAAACUUCAGCAGGAAUAUUCAUAUCUGCCACUGGAAGCAGCUGUGUGAGCCCUUGGUACAUUGGGAAAGCUGGGUUUCUGAAUUUCCAAAGCAAUUCCCGUACACGGAGGAGGGCUGGAUAUACUCUUCUAGCCCAUUCAUUCCACCGAUGGUUGGAAAAGAUCUCACAGGGCCUGAAUAUGAGCAAGAAGAGCCUUUCGCAAAUUUCUUCACUGAAUUCACCAAAACUUGUGCAACAGUGGCAGGUGUGCAAAACAUCGACAAUAGCAGAGUGUGGCAUGCACAUCACAACACUUUCAUCGAUAAGAGGAGGAAGCCUGAUCUGGUCAAGUACAAAGAUACGCUGGAACUGGUGGAAGAUGCAUAUGAACAACUAUAUGACAAUGUGUUCUUCAUUUUCAGCAAACAAGACAAUUGGUUGUUCUUCAUCGGCUUCACAAUGUGUGGUGCCAAUCUGUGCGUAUACAUGUUUCACUAUGGUGGUACUAUGGAAUCCAUGCCCAUGUCACUCCACACCGACCCAGGGAUUGUCACACAGGCAUUGGUUGCCAUAGCACAUGGCUCACUCGAGAGCAUUGGUUAUGAUCCGACGGUUACCACACCCCAAUUCAGUGCAAGUAUGGGUCUAUGUGUGAUCCAGAUGAAGCUCGUAUGGUUGGAGAUGAUACAACCAUUAACCCUCACAAUAGACACGUGUCUUUUUUCAUCCCAUUCUGUCCAAGGUCAAGGAACACACGUCUUUGCUUGCAUCCACCCCAUGUAUUCCCAGUACUUGGUCUCCAAGGAGGCAAACGUGAACACUGAGGGGAAGGGGAAGAAGGCCAAGAAAGCAGUCGCAUCAUAUGAAGCCCAGAACAAGGACCUCCAUGAAUGUAAUGGUGAAAAGAAUGCAGAGUACCAAGAGCCCCCUGAAAUCGCUGUAUAUUUGGCCAGUCAACUUGAUGUUGUGACUGCACCAAGGACCAGUGACCCACACAAUCAAACAGAUAAGAACUCCCAGUACUUCAAAGACGAACUCCUGCCAUCCAUUGCUGCCUGUGGCAUUGCCCUACCUUGGUUUGCCACUAUAGAGGAACUCCUCAAUGCUAUCCUUAUGGCAGUGCAAGGUCAUGGGAAUGCUCUUGGACAUGAUAUUCUUCACAGGGAUGUCAGCUUGCCCAAUGUCAUGAUAGCUGUGAACAGCAUUGAUGCGGAAUCUGCCAUACCAGGCCAAGGAAGGGCAAUGUGCCCGGGCUUCCUGGCCAACUGGGGUCUUGCUAUUGACCUGCGUAAGGAAAACAAAAAUUUCGAUGAAUCUUGA
This is a messenger RNA of Suillus discolor, 1491 nucleotides long. RefSeq lists its product as uncharacterized. The transcript is spliced from 8 exons. Bases 1 to 1491 code for a protein of 496 amino acids. The record is from RefSeq and is a predicted model, not a curated record. NCBI's taxonomy places the organism in Eukaryota, Fungi, Basidiomycota, Agaricomycetes, Boletales, Suillaceae.